Molecule: messenger RNA, 854 nt
Organism: Lycium ferocissimum
Lineage: Eukaryota; Viridiplantae; Streptophyta; Magnoliopsida; Solanales; Solanaceae
Product: 2-alkenal reductase (NADP(+)-dependent)-like
Exons: 3
Coding region: 236-706 (156 amino acids)
Molecular function (GO): 2-alkenal reductase [NAD(P)H] activity
Source: RefSeq, a predicted model, not a curated record
AUUUGGAAUUUGAAAAGGAACGAAUAUAAACAAGAAAGAAGACAGUACAGAAAGCGUCAGAAGUUGUGACGGUUGUUUGUCAGCACAGUCCAAAUGGGAGAAAAAGUCCUUCCACACAACUCCAAAAUGUGAAAACAUCAUCAGUUACCUUUUGCCCUUCUUGACCCUUUCUCUCUCUCUUCUAUAUAACACACUCACUUGUACGACAACCAGUUCACAUUAAACACAACAAAAAAUGGGAGAAGAAGAAGUGAGCAACAAACAGAUCAUUCUGAAGCACUAUAUCACUGGUUACCCUAAGGAAUCUGACAUGGAGAUCAAGAAUAGCAGCAUUAAACUGAAUGUUGGAGAAGGCAGGAAUGGUGUUGUUUUGAAGAAUCUUUACUUGUCAUGUGAUCCUUACAUGCGUUCUCGCAUGAAGAAAAUUGAGGGUAGUUAUGUUCAGUCCUUCACUCCUGGCUCUCCUAUCACGGGACUUGGAGUGGCUAAAGUUUUGGAGUCUGGUGAUUCAAACUUCCAGAAAGGUGACUUAGUUUGGGGAAUGACUGGAUGGGAGGAGUAUAGUAUUGUAACAGCUACUCAGACUUUGUUUAAAAUUCAUCACAAGGAUGUGCCUCUUUCCUACUAUACUGGAAUCCUUGGGGUUGUUUGGUUGCUGAUGCUCGUUUUAAUGCAACAAAGUACGGUGUUUGGUACAACUAAGUAGGGAAUGUUCCUGCAACAUUUGGACACCCUUUUUGGUCUCUGUUAUGUGAUUGGAAGAUGUUUAGUUUAAUGCUCACUGGUCAAAUGAUAGCAAAAGGCUUGGGAAAAGGCCUAAUUUACAGGUCUACUUCCUAAGCCUUCUCGUCUUU